UAAGUAACAAAUUCGUACACAAUGAAUGUCCUACAUAUAAUUUCUUAUCAAUAGGGACUAAUAUGAAUCACAGACAGGUUGUAUUGGUGUUAUUGUUUAUAUAUUGGAUAUGUGCAAGUACAUGUCAGCCUGCGGCGAGCAAUGGUCCAUGUGGUAGCUGGGUUUCCCUCUCGGAAUCAUGUUUCUUGUUUUCGGACUUUACUGCAUCCUGGGGAGAGGCAUUAGCAAUAUGCAGAGCAUUUGAUGCUAACCUUAUCGCCAUAGAAUCAAGUGAUAAGAACUUUUUGCUUGAAGGAUACCUACAAAAUAAACAUCCGCAUGGGGCAGACUACUGGACUGGAGGGAAUGAUAUCGAAAAGGAGGGAAGUUUCAAUUGGAUUGGAUCCCAUCACCCGUUUGCCUUCACAAACUGGAUGACUGGACAACCUGACGUAUCGGAACAAGACUGUGUGGAGAUCAGAGGAAUCAGCAACUUCAAGUGGCAUGACGAAAACUGCAACCAUCAACAUCUCUUUAUAUGCGAAAAACCGCUUGGUGGCUCACCAGAAAUAAUUGGCUAACACCCGCAUGAAUGAUCUCCUUAUUUUUUUUCUUUACAUCCUUUCAAUCUUUAGCCAGACCUUCUGAUGUUAGAAUGAAUAUGUAAAAAAGAAUCUUGUUUUUCAUAUUAUUUGUAAAAAAUAGUCCUAUUGUGAAGACGUGGU
This is a messenger RNA of Magallana angulata, 704 nucleotides long. Its product is annotated as perlucin-like protein. The record is from RefSeq and is a predicted model, not a curated record. The transcript has 5 exons. NCBI's taxonomy places the organism in Eukaryota, Metazoa, Mollusca, Bivalvia, Ostreida, Ostreidae. The coding region runs from base 63 to 560 and encodes 165 amino acids. Gene Ontology annotation, molecular function: signaling receptor activity.